AUGACCAACGAUGUCAAGCUUCCCUCAGAUGCGCCUGUGGUAUACGAGAGCCAAGAUUCGAUGCGGAUUUAUAGGCUCAACCGGCCAAAGGCGCUCAACUCGCUAAACCACGAGAUGAUCACUUCGUUGAGGACCGAAAUCAAGAAAUGGCGUCAAUCUGAUCUGUGCCGAGUCAUUGUCGCUCGAGGAGACGAGCGCGCAUUCUGUGCCGGCGGUGAUGUCAAAAGUCUGAUACAAGACCUAAAAAAGGGGGAUGCAGCUCAGAACAUCGCCUUGCCCUUCUUCAAGGACGAAUUUGAGCUUAACUGGCUCUUGGCUCGUUUGGGCAAACCAUAUGUCUCUCUGAUGGACGGUAUUGUCAUGGGCGGUGGUUGCGGUAUCGCUCUUCCUGCUCCUAUACGCAUUGCUACGCCGAGAACACAUUUUGCUAUGCCGGAAACGAAAAUCGGUUACGCACCGGACGUUGGUGUCAACUAUUAUCUGGCUCAACUCGACGGCAAUCUUGGAGCAUGGCUAGCCAUCACCGGCCACGAUCUGUACGGUCGAGCCGUCUACGAGCUCGGUCUUGCAACGCAUUACGUCUCGGAAUCGGCCCUGGACUCCAUCGUGCAGGAAAUUCAACAGCUCUCAAACCCUAAUCUCACUCAAGUCUCUAAUAUCAUUGCCAAUCACACUUCGCCUGUACCUCCUCGAUCUGCUGCGUUGUCAUCGAAAGAAUCUAGAGACGGUCACAGUCCAAUUAAGGGAGAGAUCAUGGCCUUUUUGGAUCGAGCUUUUGAUUGCGAGACUAUCAAGGAGAUCUACGAAAAGCUGGACAGGGCCUCAAACGACUUCGAGCUUAGCGAGGAGGUCCGAGCUUGGGCUCGGGAACAGAAGACGAUCAUGGACGCGAGAUCUCCGACUGGAAUGGCUGUGGCUCUUGAGGGAUAUAGGAUGGCCAAGAAUGCAAAGCGAUUAGAUGUGACGCUAGACAAUGAUAUGAGCAUGGCUACCGCUUUCGCAGGCAAGAAUCGCUCGACGAAUGACUUUGUUACAGGCGUAUCAUCUCUCCUAAUUGAGAAGUCCAGGGACCGGCCACAUUGGCAACCAAAUGACAUCUCCGAUCCUGCUGUGUCGCCGGCAGACAUCAAGGCCAAAUUCUUCGACUUGAAGGGAGAAAUCAAAGAGCACAGACCAGAAUUAGACUUGCAACCGCCAUCCGUGUCUGAGAAGACCAAGGGACCUGAUUCUACCUGGGGUCAAUUUGGCAGAUACGGCUUGCCGUCCCAAUUGGAGGUCAUGGCGAAAGUCGAGGGAUACGCUCCUUCUGCUGGAGCUUUCAAGGUCACUGAGGCAGAGUUGAUAGAUCGAGUCUUAGACGACAGGGGCGAAUCUGGGGGCCCUAGGGAGACGGAGAUGCAGGCAAAAGUGAAGGACCUGGUCUCCAGGUUAUGUGAAGUCAAGGAGGGAGGAUAUCUCGACUGGAGGAGAUCAUAG
Kockovaella imperatae is the source of this 1476-nucleotide messenger RNA. Its product is annotated as putative 3-hydroxyisobutyryl-CoA hydrolase. The transcript is spliced from 8 exons. Gene Ontology annotation, molecular function: 3-hydroxyisobutyryl-CoA hydrolase activity. Bases 1 to 1476 code for a protein of 491 amino acids. Lineage: Eukaryota; Fungi; Basidiomycota; Tremellomycetes; Tremellales; Cuniculitremaceae. Gene Ontology annotation, biological process: L-valine catabolic process. The record is from RefSeq and is a predicted model, not a curated record. Gene Ontology annotation, cellular component: mitochondrion.